AUGCCUGGCGAAUUGCGCCUCCUCCGGUCCUCCAUCGAGGAGCGCGACAACGACUGGCCACAGCGGGACGCCAUUGUCGAGUGCCAUAGUGCCAUCCCAAUCACCUCUCCCAGGCCGCAUGACCGUCCUGGCCUGUGGUAUUCUAUCGGUAUGUAUCCAUAUCGCUCUCGUGGGCGCACGCCAGUCGCUGACCGCCCACAUUGCAGGCACUCCCGACUUCUGCUGCUGGCCGGAGCCAUUGCAUCUUCAGAGAACCAACAGCACCCACCCGAUCCCGCGCCUCCGUCUCUGUCCGCUGGCGCCCAUGAGACGCGCGACUACUACGCUGCGCAGACUGUACCACGACCUCUCUCACCGAACGAACCUUGCCUCACGCCAUCCUCCGUCUUCGAGCGAGACUCUCGCAGAUGUGGGUACACCACUGGAUCAUGCUGCCCUGAUAUGCAGCCCUAG
Molecule: messenger RNA, 453 nt
Organism: Sphaerulina musiva SO2202
Lineage: Eukaryota; Fungi; Ascomycota; Dothideomycetes; Mycosphaerellales; Mycosphaerellaceae
Exons: 1
Coding region: 1-453 (150 amino acids)
Source: RefSeq, a predicted model, not a curated record